Molecule: messenger RNA, 946 nt
Organism: Eucalyptus grandis
Lineage: Eukaryota; Viridiplantae; Streptophyta; Magnoliopsida; Myrtales; Myrtaceae
Exons: 3
Coding region: 186-758 (190 amino acids)
Cellular component (GO): intracellular anatomical structure
Source: RefSeq, a predicted model, not a curated record
UCCUUUUGACAAAUUGCUGCAUCCUGGAUCUGUUGCAACGUUCCGCUCAAUUCAAUACUUACCCACCAGGGUCAACGCCUAGAAACAUUGCCAUUGCAUAUCUCUCCUUCGUUUCUUCUCGGUUUUGGUACAAAAGCUCGUGAAACGAAGAGGAGAAAAACAGAGAGAGAAAAGGAAGCCCAGAGAUGGAUUCUGCAGCAACAACGUCGCGUAUCGUGGAGAAACUGAAGCUCACGCCCCAUCCGGAAGGUGGGUUUUUCUCCGAGACCUUCAGGGACACCUCUAUUCAUCUCUCCAGAUCUCAGCUUCCGCCUCACUACAAGGUUGAUCGACCCGUGAGCACAUCCAUCUACUUUAUGCUGCCGGCGGGAAGUGUGUCACACCUCCACCGUAUACCUUGUGCUGAGACCUGGCAUUUUUAUUUGGGAGAACCUCUCACGGUACGGCUAAAUUCCAAUGGAAGUUUCAAAUUAACCUGCAUUGGAUCUGACCUUACUGUAGACAAUCAGCAACCACAGUACACAGUGCCUCCAAAUGUAUGGUUCGGUUCGUUUCCGACGAAGGACUAUACCAUCUCUCCGGAUGGCUCCGUGCUCAAAGCUGCCCCAAGGGAUGCGGAGAAACACUACUCUCUGGUGGGUUGUACUUGUGCACCGGCCUUUCAGUUCCAGGACUUCGAGUUAGCUAAGCGCUCUGACUUUCUUUCUCGGUUUCCCAAUCUGGAGCCUGUCCUCUCUAUUCUCACCCUGCCUGAUUGAGGAUUCACUUCCCAUUCUGUAGCUUGUUUAGCGGCUGGGUACAUCUCUGAUGCUUUGAGCUGUUGAAUCCCUAAUCAAGCAUAAAAUAAAUGGCAACUUGCAAUACUUAUGUUACAAAAUGAGGAGAUGAUGUGUGUUCUUAUAUUUGAUACUUGAGAUAAUAUAUGAAUCUUGCAUUUCAGACAGCA